Molecule: messenger RNA, 389 nt
Organism: Strongylus vulgaris
Lineage: Eukaryota; Metazoa; Nematoda; Chromadorea; Rhabditida; Strongylidae
Source: the annotation of a GenBank genome assembly
AUGCUAAGAAGCUUUUCAGACUUAGAGGCUCAACGGCAAGCUUAUGAACUCUUUUACGAAAAUCAGGCAAAACAAGUGAAAGAGGAUGGCAUACGUUUUCCAAGUGAAGAUAUUCCCGAUGAGUUUGUGGAACUUCGAGGAUUUCUUUUUCCACUUGAGCAUGAAUAUGGACCGCUGAAUGCUGAUCAGGCAUUUUAUCGUGAUUAUUAUGAAAGAAUUCUGAAUGGAGAAAAUGAUUCAGAGGAAGUAGAAGAAGUAGCGGAAUGGGAACGCAGAUCUCUAGCAGAGUAUGAGGAAAGUUUGAAAUCUAAGAAGAAGUCGAAGAAGCGGAAGAAGGUUGGGGAUGAGGUUUGUUUUGAUUGGAAGUCUGUCUCUCAUAUCAUUUGAAU